This is a messenger RNA of Capsella rubella, 1016 nucleotides long. Its product is annotated as dehydrodolichyl diphosphate synthase 5. The coding region runs from base 1 to 909 and encodes 302 amino acids. Gene Ontology annotation, cellular component: chloroplast stroma. The record is from RefSeq and is a predicted model, not a curated record. Lineage: Eukaryota; Viridiplantae; Streptophyta; Magnoliopsida; Brassicales; Brassicaceae. The transcript has 4 exons. Gene Ontology annotation, biological process: plastid membrane organization; polyprenol biosynthetic process; response to cold.
AUGUUGUUUCUAUUCUCUGUUGUUUUUACUUUUCUUGCUCUUUUUCUCAUCCCUGGUCUCUUCAUCUCUCGGCGACUAAGCGUUUCUUUCUCCUUGAAAAAUAUCAUCAGAUUCUUCAAAAUCACAGCUUCUAAAUACGAUGACGAGGAAGAGAGAAACGGCAAACGUGGUGCAAUGGGAGAUAAAGAGAAACGAGCGAUGAAUAGAAUGCCAAAGCAUGUGGCGGUUAUAUUGGACGGAAACAGACGUUGGGCAGAGAAACGAGGACUCAAGACAUCGGAAGGCCACGAGGCCGGAGCGAGAACGCUCAUGGAGAAUGCUAAGGAUUGUUUCGCUAUGGGGACAAAUACUAUCUCACUCUUUGCUUUCUCCACUGAAAAUUGGGAAAGACCCGAGGAUGAAGUUAACUGUUUGAUGGCCUUGUUUGAGAAACACUUUAAGUCUGAAAUGCCUUACUUCCAAAGAGAAAAUAUCAGGAUCUCGGUUAUUGGGAACCGUUCGAAAAUCUCGGAGUCGCUUCUAGGGUUAAUAGAAGAGGUAGAGGAAGCUACAAAGAGCUACGAAGGGAAACAUCUCAUUAUAGCUGUAGACUAUAGUGGAAGAUUUGAUAUCUUACAAGCAUGCAAAAAUCUUGCAAUGAAAGUGAAAGACGGGUUGAUUCAAGUGGAGGACAUCGACGAGAAGGCAAUGGAGAAAGAGUUGAUGACAAAGUGUAGCGAGUUCCCAAACCCUGACUUGCUGAUUAGAACAAGCGGAGAGCAAAGGAUCAGUAACUUCUUCUUAUGGCAAUCAGCGUACACUGAGCUUUACUUUCCUAAUGUUCUGUGGCCUGAUUUUGGUGAAGCUGAGUAUCUUGACGCGUUGACUUGGUAUCAGCAAAGGCAGAGGCGAUUUGGUCGACGAGUUUAAACUUUGCAUUCAUGUCUGGUCUGACUAUAGUCAAUUGUUCAGCUGAUACAAUAGUACGUAAUGAUACGUUGUUGUUUCAUGAGACAUAAAUAUUUGUGUUAGUUUCA